UACCUUUUAUAUAAGCAAAUAAACGGUCAACACUAACUCACAUACAAGGGAAGUAACGAAAAUGGUUCGACGUGGAGUAUUGCUCGUUUGCGCACUAUCUGUAAUACUGAAUCAUGCCUUCAGUAUCCCAUUACAAAACAAUUUACCAUCCUUCGGUUCUGGAUCAGCAUUGGGCUUGACAAACGGACUUGGCACCGGCCUCCUUGGAUCAAAUAAACUUGGAUCAACCGCUGUUUCCGAAACAGUUGUUGGAUCAACUGUCGGUAACUUCGGUUUCAAUAACGAAGCACUUAUUGGCACCGGAUUUGGUCAUUUGGGCAAUCUUAACAGUGGACUUAUAGGAGGACCGACAUUCGGAAAUUUGGGCUUAAGCAACAAUUUGGCAUUGAACAAUGAUGUACUUGUCGGAUCAACUUUUGGAAACUUGGCCAAUAGUGCUCAGGGUGCUAUACUAACCGGGACUGUAGCUCAAGCUGUAGCACCGACUUACUCUGCCAAUAUUGCAGCCAAUACCCAAUUGUCUCCGGUAGUAACAGAAAUAGUGCCGAGUCUUGAAUUUGGUGAUCUUACCAUUGAUGGGGCGUUGCCAGUGGGUGGAGUUAUUAAAGUUAAAGGCACGUUCCCUGUUUAUGGGGUGAUCGGUGUUGAUGGUAGUCUACCGUCGUACGGUAUGGCCUACAUUGAUACAGGUAAUGGGUUGAUCCCUCAGUCGCUGGACUUAUGCCAGUGUUGAGUUGUUUGAGUAAUCGUUAAAAAAUAAAUUUUGUUGUUUCUUUAUAA
This is a messenger RNA of Galleria mellonella (greater wax moth), 780 nucleotides long. RefSeq lists its product as uncharacterized. The record is from RefSeq and is a predicted model, not a curated record. Bases 62 to 733 code for a protein of 223 amino acids. The transcript has 2 exons. NCBI's taxonomy places the organism in Eukaryota, Metazoa, Arthropoda, Insecta, Lepidoptera, Pyralidae.